AUGUUCGUGUUUAAAAGAGAUGGCCGCAAAGAGCCAGUGCGGUUCGACAAAAUCACUGCCAGAAUCCAGCGAUUGUGCUACGGUCUCGACAGUGACCACGUUGAUUGUGUGGCGGUUACUCAAAGAGUUAUCUCUGGUGUCUACCAGGGUGUGAACACCAUCGAGUUGGACAACUUGGCCGCUGAAACUGCUGCCUACAUGACUACCAUCCACCCCGACUACGCAAUUUUGGCUGCCAGAAUUGCUGUGUCUAACUUGCACAAACAGACCACCAAGCAAUUCUCCCAGGUUGCUAAAAUCUUGUUUGAGUACAUCAACCCAAAGACCGGCAACCACGCCCCCAUGAUCUCUCAGGAAACUUACGACAUCAUCUGUAAGAACGCUGACGAGUUGAACUCUGCUAUUGUCUACGACCGUGACUUCAACUACAAUUACUUCGGUUUCAAGACCUUGGAGAGAUCUUACUUACUUCGUGUCAAUGGCAAAGUCGCCGAGAGACCUCAACAUUUGCUCAUGAGAGUUGCCGUUGGUAUUCAUGGCAGUGACAUUGAGCGCGUCAUUGAAACAUACAACUUGAUGUCGCAAAGAUACUUCACUCACGGUUCCCCAACCUUGUUCAACGCUGGUACUCCUUCUCCACAGAUGUCUUCUUGUUUCCUCGUGGCCAUGAAAGAUGACUCCAUUGAAGGUAUCUAUGACACUUUGAAGACCUGUGCUUUGAUCUCCAAGAGUGCUGGUGGUAUCGGUUUACACAUCCACAAUAUCAGAGCUACUGGUUCUUACAUUGCUGGUACUAAUGGUACCUCCAAUGGUAUUAUCCCAAUGGUGCGUGUGUUCAACAACACCGCUCGUUACGUUGACCAAGGUGGUAAUAAGAGACCUGGUGCUUUUGCUCUCUACUUGGAACCAUGGCACGCUGACAUUUUCGACUUCAUUGACAUCAGAAAGAACCACGGUAAAGAAGAAAUCAGAGCAAGAGACUUGUUCCCAGCUCUUUGGAUUGCCGAUUUGUUCAUGAAGAGAGUCGAGCAAAAUGCUGACUGGACUUUGUUCUCUCCUAACGAGGUUCCUGGUUUGAGUGAUUGUUACGGUGACGAGUUUGAGGAGUUAUACGAAAAGUACGAGAGAGAGGGUAAGGGUGUCACUGUUGUCAAGGCUCAAAAGCUUUGGUAUGCUAUUUUGGAGGCACAAACCGAGACUGGUACUCCUUUCAUGUUGUACAAGGAUGCUUGUAACAAAAAGACAAACCAGAAGAACUUGGGUAUCAUCAAGUCCUCUAACUUGUGUUGUGAAAUUGUCGAAUACUCUUCUCCUGAUGAAGUUGCUGUUUGUAACUUGGCUUCCAUUGCUUUGCCAUCUUUCCUCGAAAAGACUGCUACUACUUCCUCGUAUGACUUUGAGAAAUUGCACGAGGUUACCAAAGUCGUUACUAGAAACUUGAACAGAAUCAUUGACCGUAACUUCUAUCCCGUUCCAGAGGCAAAGAGAUCCAACAUGCGUAACAGACCAAUUGCCCUUGGUGUGCAAGGUCUUGCCGACACUUUCAUGGCAUUAAGAUUACCAUUUGACUCCCAAGAAGCUAAGGAAUUGAACAUUCAAAUUUUCGAGACCAUUUAUCAUGCUGCUGUCGAGUCUUCCAUUGAGCUCGCCGCUGAGGAAGGACCUUAUGAGUCUUACGAAGGUUCUCCAGCUUCUCAGGGUUUGUUGCAAUACGACUUGUGGGACAGAAAGCCAUCUGAAUUGUGGGACUGGGACACCUUGAAGCAAAACUUGGCUAAGCAUGGUCUUAGAAACUCUUUGCUUGUGGCUCCAAUGCCCACUGCCUCUACUUCCCAAAUCUUGGGUAACAACGAAUGUUUCGAGCCUUACACUUCUAACAUCUACUCUAGAAGAGUUCUUGCUGGUGAGUUCCAAAUCGUCAACCCUCACAUGUUGAAGGAUUUGGUUGACUUGGGUAUUUGGAACGACGCCAUGAAGAACAACAUCAUUGCCAACAAUGGCUCCAUUCAAUCUUUGCCAAAUGUUCCAGAUGAGAUCAAGGCAUUGUACAAGACCGUUUGGGAGAUUUCUCAAAAGCAUAUCAUUGACAUGGCCGCUGACAGAGCCGCCUUCAUCGACCAGUCCCAAUCAUUGAACAUCCACAUCAAGGAUCCUACAAUGGGUAAAUUGACCUCCAUGCAUUUCUAUGGAUGGAAGAAGGGAUUGAAGACUGGUAUGUACUAUUUAAGAACACAGGCCGCCGCUGCCGCCAUCCAGUUCACUGUUGACCAAAACUCUGUCGACGCAGCAGGAAAGAGCAUAGCAUCUCUUGACAAACUCAUCCAAAGAAAGUACGUGGCCAAAACGUCGACCAGAAGCGGGACUUCGUCGCCAAACUAUGCUUCGCCUCAAGUUGAGGCAAGAGCAUUGUCUACUGAUCCAACCUCUUUGGAGAGUUCUUUGAACGAAUUGCAGCUUUCUGAGAACAAGGAAGGUGAGCAAAAAGACGGUGACAUUUUCAGCUCCGCAGCGAUUGCAUGCGCCAUUAACAAUCCCGAAUCGUGCACUAUGUGUUCCGGUUAA
Messenger RNA from Australozyma saopauloensis, 2562 nucleotides. It is a transcript of the gene RNR1, whose product is annotated as ribonucleotide-diphosphate reductase subunit. Gene Ontology annotation, molecular function: ATP binding; ribonucleoside-diphosphate reductase activity, thioredoxin disulfide as acceptor. The coding region runs from base 1 to 2562 and encodes 853 amino acids. Gene Ontology annotation, biological process: deoxyribonucleotide biosynthetic process; DNA replication. The record is from RefSeq and is a predicted model, not a curated record. The transcript has a single exon. Gene Ontology annotation, cellular component: ribonucleoside-diphosphate reductase complex. Lineage: Eukaryota; Fungi; Ascomycota; Pichiomycetes; Serinales; Metschnikowiaceae.